UCCGGCCCCCUGGAACCCCACCUGGAACCCUGAAAGCGCGAAAACAUGAGUGACUCCGCGAGAGAGCGCGUUCGCCUCCGGCGCUACUCCGAGCUCCCGGUGUGGGUGGCGGAGGAUCAUCAGGAGGUUCUGCCUUUUAUAUACCGGGCCAUUGGCUCAAAGCAUCUUCCUGCCAGUGAUAUAAGUUUUGUACAUUUUGAUUCGCAUCCGGAUCUCCUUAUUCCUGUCAAUAUGCCAGCAGACACUGUGUUUGACAAGGAAACACUCUUUGGAAAAUUAAGUAUUGAGAAUUGGAUUAUGCCUGCAGUUUAUGCUGGCCAUUUUUCUCACAUAAUAUGGCUUCAUCCCACAUGGGCUCAGCAAAUUAAAGAGGGCAAACAUCACUUUUUAGUAGGCAAAGACACGUCUACCACAACAAUCAGGGUUACAAGUACAGAUCAUUACUUCCUAAGUGAUGGUCUUUAUGUACCUGAAGACCAGCUAGAGAACCAAAAACCUUUACAUUUGGAUGUAAUUAUGGUAAAACCUUACAAACUCUGUAACAACCAAGAAGGAAAUGACGCCGUCUCUUCUGCUAAGAAGCCAAAGCUAGCACUGGAAGAUGCGGAAAGCACCGCCUCUCCUAACUGUGACUCUUAUUCAGAAGGACUGGAAAAGGACACAGUGACACAGAAAAGUGGCCAAGCUUGCCUGGAACCAUCAUGUUCAUGUUCUGAGAGUCAGGAAUGCCAGACUGCAGUCAAAACUAGGGAAGUUCUGGAAAUUUUGAAGAAGGGGGAUGCAUUUGUUUUAGAUAUUGACUUAGAUUUUUUUUCAGUCAAGAAUCCUUUCAAAGAAAUGUUCACUCAGGAAGAGUACAAAAUCCUACAAGAGCUAUAUCAGUUUAAAAAGCCUGGCACCAACCUAACACAGGAAGAUCUAGUAGACUGUGUUGAUACUCGAACUCAUCAGUUAGAAGAUCUAGAAGCUACCUUUGCUGAUUUGUGUGAUUGUGAUGAUGAAGACACUAUACAGAGAUGGGCUUCAAACCCUGGAAUGGAGUCACUAGUUCCGCUUAUACGGAGUUUGAAAAAACGGAUGGCAGUGCCAGACUAUGAAAUGGUUCACCAGGCUGGUCUGACCUGUGAUUAUUCAGAACUUCCUCACCACGUCAGCACAGAACAAGAAAUAGAGUCUCUUAUUCAGUCUGUAUAUUGUUUACUGAAACACUUACCAAAACCUACACUUGUGACAAUUGCAAGGUCAAGUCUAGAUGAUUACUGUCCUUGUGAGCAAGUUGACAGCAUUCAAGAAAAGGUCCUCACUGUGCUCCGCUCCCUCUAUGGGACUCUGGACAUUCACCUGGCAUACUCAGCAGACUCUUCUCCAUCUUGAAACAAACAGAACACUGAGCCUCUCUUACAGCCUGGUGUAGUAAUAGGGCUUUCAUUAACUUAAUUGUAAAUGAGUCUUCCAGAGAAUACAAUGUUUUUGUAUUAACUUUCAGUUAAAAUGUUACGAGUAUUUUAAAUCUCCAAACAAGUGUCAUUAGUUGUUGAACAAUGGCAGUUUUUUUGUCAUCAAGUCCACCCCUAAUUGAUGGAACUAUUGCUGCUGCUUCCUUUCAUCAUUGUCAUCUUCAUUUUUGUGAGACGUUUUUUCCCUUUUCCCGCUAGUUUGGUUGGACUGUAUGAGAUUGAUUCAUUCAUUCAACCAGCUGAUUUACUGAGCACUUACCAUGUGCCAGACAUUAUUAGUGCUGGGUAUAUGCUGAUGGACAGAAGAGACAAGGCCCCUGCCCUCUGAGGGGAGACAAAUGAGAAACAAAUUAUACAUUGUGAGAAGCGUUAUGAAGGAAAGGACACCGCAAGCAUGUCUUAGGCAUCCUGUUAGUACUCAGGGCACCCUAGCCUUAUAGGAGAGUAAUAUUCUCGAAAGCUACUACCAAAAAAAAAAAAAAAAACUUGUCAGCCCAUGAAAACGUUGCAUAAAGUCUACCUUCCGAGGCUGUUGGGAUCAUAGCUUGGCUCUGGCCGAACGUUCUCCAGCGUUGUUGGGAUUAAGGAGGUCUGGGGCGUGAACUCGACCAAACAAACAUCUAUUACUCUUUGUUGAUCAAAAAGCCCUUUAUGGUUUUUUGUGCCUCCAGUUCAUCAUGGUGGGCCUCGAUUAUCAUUGUAGUCCCUAAGUGCCAUUUUAUUGGCAGUCUGGGUUGAUGGUUUGUUUGUUUUUUCUUUUCUCCAGAUAAACCAGCUUUUUAUGUAAAUAGUAAGAUAAAAGGUUAAAUCUUUAAUUCUGACUUGCCAUAAAUAUGCAAGGACAUAACUGUCUUCCACCAGCGUCUCCAUGAGUAAGAGAUCCUAACUGAUUGACUCUUAAUCAUGGAACUUUUCAGAUUCUCAGUUUGCCAAAGUCUUCCCGUAUUUCUUCUCCUUUAGAGGUGGGAUAGCAUUUAAAAGAAAAAACAAAGAAUAACCAUCAUUUCCUCCAUCUUUACAGAGCAUUGUUUUUGUUUUUGCAUGUAAUUAUCAGGCCUUGUCCACAUGUAUACAUGUAUUGUUGCAUGUAGCUAAAAUUAGAGCAUGUUACUCAGCUUUGUAGCUAAUACUCAAGGACACAUUACUAUUGCCAUUCAGUAGAUGGCAGCAGACCCCUUUUUUCCAGUGAUUCCAUUUUCCAGCAGAUUUUCCCUAUCAAUGAGGUGAUUUCUCAAGGCUGAUAGCAUGAAUACUUAUUUCUAUUGUGAAAAGCAAAGCAUACUUACUUAGCUUUCCAUUUUGAUAGAACAUUAUAUGCCAAUAAGGUUUAUUUUCUCUGGAAAAUGCAGAAUGACAACACAAGUGAUAUUUAUUUUCAAGUUUUGAAAGUAUUCUGUUAGAGUUCUGUAAAUAGAAGUUACUUUUAUGAGUAAAUUAUUUUGUGUGCAAAAAGAAAUAAACAGGUAUGUUUUAAAGUUUUGAAGACUUUAAAUCAAACUCUUACAC
This is a messenger RNA of Trichechus manatus latirostris (Florida manatee), 2963 nucleotides long. It is a transcript of the gene CUNH5orf22, whose product is annotated as chromosome unknown C5orf22 homolog. The coding region runs from base 46 to 1374 and encodes 442 amino acids. NCBI's taxonomy places the organism in Eukaryota, Metazoa, Chordata, Mammalia, Sirenia, Trichechidae. The transcript is spliced from 9 exons. The record is from RefSeq and is a predicted model, not a curated record.